AUGGCUGUUGUGAUCAGGACCAAUACAGCGCUGUUGAUCAUUGAUGUCCAGAAGGACUUCUGCAAAGGUGGCUCAUUGGCAGUCCCGGAUGGUGACGCUGUUGUAGACGUUAUUAAUGGUCUCAGAGAGAAAUUAUCUCCGGCCACAUCAUUAGUCUGCUUAACCCAGGAUUGGCAUCCUGUAGGCCAUGUGAGCUUCCAAUCGACACAUGCAUGCCAAGGGGCUGAGCUAUUCAAACCAUUUAAGUUACCGGACGGUACAGAACAGAUGAUGUGGCCCGACCAUUGUGUCCAGUGUACGAAGGGUUCCCAGUUCCACGAUAGACUCGUUGUGAAGGGCACGGAUAAGUUCAUCAAGAAGGGAACUAAUGUCAGUGUCGACAGCUAUUCGGGUUUCUUCGACAACAACAGAGUUCACCACACGGAGUUGAACGCCAUUUUGAAAGCUGCCCAAAUAAUCCGAGUCAUUAUAGUCGGCCUUGCCUUCGACUACUGUGUCGGCUAUACAGCCCUUGAUGCUGUUGGACUGGGGUACAAAGCCAUCGUGGUAGAGGACGCUACAAGACCUGUCGCACCGGACUCUGCUUCUGCUAUGCGAAAACGACUACUAGACGCCGGCGUUGAACUGGUGCACUCGAAAGACGUUAUCUGA
Perkinsus marinus ATCC 50983 is the source of this 651-nucleotide messenger RNA. Its product is annotated as Pyrazinamidase/nicotinamidase, putative. Lineage: Eukaryota; Perkinsozoa; Perkinsida; Perkinsidae. The transcript is spliced from 6 exons. Bases 1 to 651 code for a protein of 216 amino acids. The record is from RefSeq and is a predicted model, not a curated record.